Galdieria sulphuraria is the source of this 1101-nucleotide messenger RNA. RefSeq lists its product as uncharacterized. Lineage: Eukaryota; Rhodophyta; Bangiophyceae; Galdieriales; Galdieriaceae. The coding region runs from base 9 to 1052 and encodes 347 amino acids. The record is from RefSeq and is a predicted model, not a curated record. The transcript has a single exon.
AAAAGGAUAUGGCUGAGCAGUCGCUUGUCCAACAAUUGUUAUGGCGUCCACCCACUUAUUUUGACUCUUCAGCCAGAGACAGUCGUGAAGAGAAGCCUGUUCGUAAAACACUAGCACUAGAACUGCUGUUGGGUUCGUUGCCAACAUACAGCAAUUCUUCACAGGCGUCCACUUCCAUAGAAAGCCAACACUCUAGAAAGCCCGUUCGUUACGAUUUCUAUGAAGAUUGGAAGAAGGAUGUGAAAAGUUUCAGAGAAAAGUUGGAGAAAAGGAAAAAGCACCUGGAGGAUUGUGGAUUGCCCUUAUCCGUCUUGUUUUGCUACCACAUUCCUUUACACUUCACAGAAUCUAGUUUCUGUAACCUAUUGUUUGAGCAGUUACGUAUACUUGGUGUUACUUCUUAUCACAUGGAAUGGAGCAAUAAUAAAAGCUCCCGAGUUUGUUGGGUUCAUUUUAUUUCAGACGAAUGGUGUGAGCUAGCAGCUUUCCGCCUGGUGCAAGUGGUUGAAGAAGGAGAAAAUAUACCGUUUGAAUUUAGUUUCUCGUUGCCCAAGAAUGACGACGUUGUACAGUGGAAAACGAAUAAGAGUAAAAAGCGAAAGCGAACGUCAAAAUUGGAGAAUUCACUGACACAUGCGCGUCAGUUAGGGUUAGUAUCCAACACGUUAUUUUUUGAUUACAUCGAAGCAGACAUAAGUCUCGAGUAUUUUAGAAAAUUUUUAUCUGAUAGCACCGAUGGCUUGACACAUGUGAGAAUGACGGAACCGUUAUUGAGAAGACGACCUGGAAAGCUUAAGCAACAGAUCUGCUUGAUAGAGACGUCUAGGUUGGGUUGGGCCACUUAUGCUUCCGAGUUCUUUCUUUUAAAUGCUUUGGCACGGUUGAAAACUUUGAGUUUACAAAAGUUAGGAAUUUCAAGUCCCAAAAUCGAUGAAACCGCAUCGAAGCAGAAACAGCAUCCAGAGUCGUUUAUUUCUCAACGUCAAAAGAGGUCGCAGAUAUCGGCCUUGGAAUCGAGUGAAAAAAGGAUAACUUUCAUACACGAAAAAUAAAACAAGAUACAAUUACAGCUUAUUUCUCUGUAGUAUAUUGUGUCGUUCU